AUGAAUGCAAAAUUUCACGCUUUAAUGUUAUGGUUAAACUUUAAUCGUAUGACGAGACCUGAUAUAACAAAAAGACAUUUCAUUACAAUUCGAGAAAAGACCAUGAACAAAAGCCAUUUGCCAAAAAAGCCUAAUGUCAAUGUUAUAUUAAUUCGUACUUUAUUUAUCACGGCGACUUUGUUCGCACAUAAUUUCCUUGGUGUGCUCUCAAAUAAUGAUACUGAUUGGCUCAGUUUUGGUGGUCCCGGUAUAGAUAAUAAUCGUAAUGCCAUUGGUGAAACAAUAAUCUCUCCCGAUAAUGUUGAUUCUUUAACGAUCAAAUUUGUGAUUCCAACCGUAGAUUCGGUUUCAGCUACUCCCGUAACUUUCAACAAUAACGUAUAUUUCCCUGAUUGGGCAGGGUGGAUAUAUUCCGCGAAUGCAAGAACAGGAAUGAUUAAUUGGAAAUAUAAGGUAUCAGAGAAAUAUCUUCCACAACCAGCCGAUCCAAAAGCGAUAAGUCGGGAUACUUUCGCGAUUGAUCCAACCGAGCAACUUAUUAUAUUUGGUACUCAGAAUGCUAUUGAAGGAGGUAGCGGGUACGUUAUAGCAAUUGAUCUUAAAGGUGACUUGGUUUGGAUCACAUUGAUUGAUGACCACCCAUUAGCUGUUAUAACACAAUCCCCCACAAUAUAUAAUGGCGGUGUGUAUAUUGGAGUUUCCUCAGUCGAAGAAGGAGUUGCCUCUAACAGACCUGGAUAUGUUUGCUGUACUUUCCAAGGAAGCUUUGCUAAAUUAAAUUUAACGACCGGUCAAAUUCUUUGGAAAACUUUAAUGUUACCCUAUAAUCAUGGUAGACCUGAUUUGUAUUCUGGAAUUGCAGUUUGGGGCUCCGCACCUGCUAUUGAUCCUAUUAAAGGGUUGGUUUAUAUUGGCACCGGUAAUAAUUAUCGGGUCCCAUCUGACGUCGUAGAUUGUGUAACAUCCGCAAGAACGACAGAAGAUAAGUUCAAAUGUCAAGACCCUAAAAAUUAUAUUAAUGCGAUACUUGCUUUAGACAUAAAUAAUGGUGAUGUGAUUUGGGCAGUGAGAACUUCACCUUCGGAUGAUUGGAUCGUAUCCUGUAUACCUGGUUUUAUCACACCUAAUCCGGGAAGUUGUCCUGAACCUGCUGGACUAGAUUAUGAUUUUGGUCAAGCACCUUUGCUUGUCAAAGCAUGUAACAAGACUAGUUGUCCGCUACUUGCUAUUGCAACCGCAAAAUCCGGAAUUGCCUGGGCGAUAAAUGCUGCUACGGGUAAAAUCUAUUGGACAGUCGAGGCUGGACCGGGAGGAACUACUGGAGGUUCAAUGUUCGGCUCUGCAACUGAUGGAAAACGAUAUUUCGUAUCAAUAUCCAAUAGUAGUAAAAACCUUUAUAUGUUUGUAAGACCGUCUCGUUACAGUCCACCCUCAACAAGAGGGGGUGCAUUGGUGGCAAUCGAUAUAUCAACGGGAGAUAUAUUGUGGCAAACGGCGAAUCCUACCGAUGCAGAAAGCCAGGCUCCGGUAUCUUAUGCAAACGGUGUUGUUUGGUACGGUAGUAGGGAUAAUAGCGGUCAUUUAUUCGCUUUAAACGCCGAGACCGGUGACAUUUUAUUUGAAUUCGUUACGGGUGGUUCGGUCGCAUCUGGUCCAAGCAUCGUUGAUGGUGUCGUUUAUGCUGGUAGUGGUUAUACAAGGUUUGGUUAUGGAACUCCGAACAAUAGAACACUUCUUGAUGCUAUUGAUGAAAUAAUCGGAGAAGGUAAGGUUAUACAAAACCCUCCGGAUACUUUUCAAUUAAUCGCCGCAAGACCAAUCGCAGCAUCUUUAAUUGGUGAAGAAUUUUAUCUUCAUUCAUCCGUUAGUACACAAGGAAUUUUUAAAAUAAUAGUCGAAAGAAGAUUAAGCAGCAUGAAAACGAAAUCCUAUGUUCCUCCUGUUGAUAUAUUACAAAAAUUUAUCGAACUUUUAAGUCAAGAUUAUCAAAUCGAUAUUGAAAUUUUAACUAAUUAUAUCAUUACCGCUAUAUUUGCUGUGGUGCAUUCAACUUCAAAUUUCCUCACCAAUUGUUUACAUUAUUCAUAUACUGAUGGAUUUUACAAUGAUAUUUUAUUCUCUUUUUCAGAAUAUGCAAAUUAUUCACAAUUCCAAAAGGAAUUAUUUUAUUGGAAGAACAAGAACGAUUAUCACAAAGUAAAAAUGGAAACUCCUAUUAUACCUCUAAAGAAAUUGAUAAUUUGGUUUAUCUGGACAGCUUCUUUAAAGAGACCUUAA
Funneliformis geosporum is the source of this 2277-nucleotide messenger RNA. The record is from the annotation of a GenBank genome assembly. Lineage: Eukaryota; Fungi; Glomeromycota; Glomeromycetes; Glomerales; Glomeraceae.